Messenger RNA from Ctenocephalides felis (cat flea), 1138 nucleotides. RefSeq names its product methyltransferase-like protein 5. Gene Ontology annotation, molecular function: rRNA (adenine-N6-)-methyltransferase activity; nucleic acid binding. The transcript is spliced from 7 exons. The record is from RefSeq and is a predicted model, not a curated record. The coding region runs from base 171 to 1103 and encodes 310 amino acids. Lineage: Eukaryota; Metazoa; Arthropoda; Insecta; Siphonaptera; Pulicidae. Gene Ontology annotation, biological process: DNA repair; rRNA methylation. Gene Ontology annotation, cellular component: SOSS complex; nucleus.
CACUAAUUUAGUGAAGCAAUUACGAUAAGUUUUAUAUUUUUUAUAUGAUAAUAGUAAUAAAUAAUGUAAAAUAACUAAGUUUAUGUGUUGUGUGUGUAUACUUACUGUUUUAAUUAAUAUGAACUUUGAAAGUUUGACAUAAAGAAUAAUAUCUAAGUUAAGGUCUUGUUAUGGCGUUACCUCAAUCUAAUGCUCAACAAGAUACUCGUAAAAUUCUGGAAGAGCUGCAACAGAAAAAACAGCAAUUACUUAAAGGAGGUGCUCCUAGUUUGACCACAAGCAUAUCAACAUCUAAUUUGUUAACCUCACAGAGCAUUCUGGCUGGAAAUGAUACGCAUAUGAUUAAUGCUACCCAACGUGUUGCUCUGAGAAACGCUAAUUCUACUUCUUUUGGCUAUUUUGUUACCACCGACUCAUCUUUUGGUAACCAAAUUCUUCCCGUAUUGCCUAGAAUUGAUAGUUUUACUAUGUCUGCUUGUAUGAAACUACGUGAACUUGAAGAGUGGUUGCAAGAUUGUGAUGUUUUUGAAAAACCAAAAAUUCUGUUAGAGCAAUAUCCAACACAGCCCCACAUUGCCAGUCAUAUGCUUCAUGCUAUUCAGUCUCAAUAUGAAGAUAUUGAAGGAAAACUGGUUGCUGAUUUAGGAAGUGGUUGUGGUUCUUUAUCAAUUGGUUGUUGCCUAUUGCAAGCAUCGUUAACUGUAGGAUUUGAAAUUGAUCCUGAUGCUAUAACCAUACAUUUGAAUAAUGCUAAUGAGAUGGAAAUUGAGAAUUAUGAGAUAAUUAAUUGUGAUGUAUUAUCAGGUCUUGGUGAGCGGUGGAAUUCUCUUUUUGACACUGUAGUUCUAAAUCCCCCAUUCGGUACAAAACAUAAUGCUGGAAUUGAUAUGAAGUUUCUUCAGACUGCGCUAAGAAUUUCGAAAGCAUCUGUCUAUUCCUUACAUAAAACUUCAACAAGGGCACAUAUAUUAAAAAAAGCUAGAGAGUGGAAUGUGGAAGCUAAAGUAAUAGCUCAGCUUAGAUAUGACUUACCAUCUACAUAUCGUUUUCACAAAAAAACAUCAGUAGAUAUUGAUGUUGACUUAAUACAAUUUAAAAAAUAGUUAAAGAAUUUUGUAUUUUAGUAACAAUUUUGUUC